AACACACUUACACCGACAUUGGUCAUCAUCAUCAUGAAACAAUCACGGAAUUAUCCUCAUGUCAUGGAUUUGUCACUUAACAGGUGGGACAGCUUCGUUCGCGUUGCACGUGGCCUUUCGUUCUUGAACAGCAUGUACGUGCCAUACGCAGCGGUGUACUACGUGGAUCGCGUUCAUCUGAUGUGCUCCAUCAACGCCGCCUGUCACUAUCUCGCCAUGUCCGAUUAUCUCACUAUGGAGAUCAUAUUGUUGGCUUUCGGUGCGUUGGUGCAAUGCCCGAUUUGGUUCUUCGUGCUACUCCUCCUGGAUAUCAACAAGAGCGGCGGCAAUGUCAGCGAUAUCUUUAAACGUUACUUCCUGCGUGAUGGUGACUCUGUUCGUGAGGAAAUUAUGGAAAAUUCGGAUAUUGGCGAACACGAAGACGCGGAUGUAAAGAACGAGCGACAGAAGGUUUUCAAUUUUGUUGUUUCGCCAGCUCUUGGUCAAGAGCCGCCCUUAGUAUUGCUUCAAGUAAGUUAGUACAUACCAAAUUAUAUCAUUUGUUAUU
Messenger RNA from Pogonomyrmex barbatus (red harvester ant), 547 nucleotides. RefSeq names its product cholesterol transporter ABCA5. Gene Ontology annotation, cellular component: membrane. Gene Ontology annotation, molecular function: ATP binding; ATP hydrolysis activity; ABC-type transporter activity. Lineage: Eukaryota; Metazoa; Arthropoda; Insecta; Hymenoptera; Formicidae. The record is from RefSeq and is a predicted model, not a curated record. Gene Ontology annotation, biological process: transmembrane transport.